GUGAUCCCGAACGGCUAGUAGUUUGAUUGAGCUUCAUUGAAAUUGUAUAGUGACAAAGAUCAAAAUGAGUGAAGAAGAGCUUGAAAAUAAAUCAAAUUACUUCUUUCAUAAAAGCUUGAAAGAUAUUUUAAGAAACAAUGAAAAACCUUUGUUUAGUUUAGGGGGAAGUGAUUCACAUGUUGAAACUGAUAAUUCUUCAAAACCUGGACAGAAUUCCAAGUCUCCUAAUGAAAAGACCUGUAGCGAAUCUUUAGGAAAUAACAAAAAAACAAAUAUUGUGGAAUUAAGAUCUUGGAAGGAACCUUUCUUUUUCUUCAAUAAUGAUAAUAGAUUAAAAGAUGGAGUUUUGUUCUUUAAAUGCGUUAACAACCAAAAUAAUCUACAGUAUAAUGAAGUCAGAAAAAAAUUGAAGCAGUCUAUCCGUCAUAAAAUGUCGAAGAGAAGGAAUUUAGCAGUCAAAAAGAAAUUCAAUAAAAAAAAUUUUAAGCAAUUUAUGUAUAAAAAAAUAAAGUAAUAGAUUAUAUAAAAACUAACUUAGUUUAUUUUUCAAUCACAUAUCUUGAUCUAUUUUAUAGAAAAAAAAUUAAUGAUAAAUUUUUACUUUCUAUAUACACUGACAGGCAAAAAAUUCCACCUACUUGAUUUUUUCAUGUUUUCAUCUAAAAAUAUUUCUGCUUUGGAUUGGUCUAUUGUUUUUAAUGAAUAAAUAGGUAAUCUUUUUGUUUGUUAUCAAUUAG
Messenger RNA from Nezara viridula (southern green stink bug), 737 nucleotides. NCBI's taxonomy places the organism in Eukaryota, Metazoa, Arthropoda, Insecta, Hemiptera, Pentatomidae. The record is from the annotation of a GenBank genome assembly.